This is a messenger RNA of Auanema sp. JU1783, 3012 nucleotides long. The record is from the annotation of a GenBank genome assembly. NCBI's taxonomy places the organism in Eukaryota, Metazoa, Nematoda, Chromadorea, Rhabditida, Rhabditidae.
AUGUUUAUUUGCUGGAUUUUGUUUCUUGCACCUUUAGUGCAAGCCCAAAUAAGGUUCUGCGAAGUAUCAGGAUCAUGCAGACAGUGUCCAGAUAAGCGAUACACAUAUUACAGAUGUAACACUCAGAGAGACUGCUUAAACGGAGAAACUUGUAAUGAAGGAUUUUGCUGUCCUAACAUUCUCAAUCAUCAACCUCUAUCUCUUCCGCAAUAUAACCAAACUUCUCCUGCCGAAAAACCAGUAACAGUUUUUCCAACACGUGCGACAGAGCCUUUUCCGCUUCCACCGCUUUUCCUAAGAGAUAACACAAUUGUUGCACAAAAUAAUGACGUUGAUGAGAAGUGUGGAGAUGGUUCCGACUGGACCUAUCGGUGCAAAAUGGACGCUGACUGCUCGGGUUUUACGAUAUGCAUGGAGGGCAAAUGUUGUCGAACUUGUUCCACAAGAAGACGGGAAAUACUCGAUAAACUGGCAACAACAGAAAUAUUAGGUAGAUCAAUACCGCAAUGCACACUAGAUGGAAAGUACUACCGAGAAAAGCAAUGUUUUGCGGGAACUGUCGAAAACUGCUGGUGUGUCAGUAAAACCGGAAGAAAGUUACCGCCAUCCGAUAUGGAAUGCCAAAUUCAAAUCCGCCGUAAAGAAUCUUACUGGGCGCGAAAAGCACAAAUACUCAAAGACGAGCUCAAGAAAAAUGAUAUGAAAAACUGUACGAUAAGUCGUGAUGGAUCUUGUCCAAAGUUGAAGGAUGCCAGUUUUAGACCCGCUAUGUAUUGUAGAUGUGAUGAGGACUGUUACGGAAAAAAAAAGUGUUGCAACUUCGAAGACAACAAUUCGUGUGCUGAUCCGGUGGCUUCUACUGAUGACGUAACCCUUUUAUGUGCAAGUAACGAACAGUUUUCUGCAUGCCAUUCGCCAUGCCAACCCACAUGUGAAGAUCCAGCGAUUCUUCCAUGCCCGUCACCAACAUGUCAAGCAGGAUGCCAUUGUCAACCAGGUUUUGUUAGAAGAGAUGGAUCACCACAUUCCCCAUGUAUUUCGAAAUCAGAGUGCACAAUGUUUGAUGUAACCUCUCAAUGUUCUGAUCAGCGGAGAGAGUAUCAAGGUUGUGGUUCGAGCUGCCCGAUCAGUUGUCAAACUCGCAACAAUCCAAGAUGUCAUGAGAGAUGUGUGACGGGUUGUUUCUGUCGCGUUCCUUUUAUUCUUGAAAACUCUGAAGAUCCUCUCAAUUCAAAAUGUAUUCUUGCGUCAGAAUGUCCACCUGUAGUUCCAAUACUCCCUGUUAAUCAACAUUCGAUGAGGGACUCCUACUCACAGUUUCCUAUAAUAGCAAAUGAGAAAACCUAUAACCCUUAUGCUCAAUAUUAUCCAGCACAUUCAAGCACAGAGAUCGCGGUUAUCCCUAAUACGAAUCGUUGCGCCGACUCUCUGAAGAAUUAUUUGAGUUGCGGUACCAAAUGUCCAGUGGGAUGUAAUGCUGUAUCACCCUCAGUAAGCUGCACUCUAGAUUGCGUACCAGGAUGCUUCUGUCAUGCACCCUACAUACUUAUUGAUGCUUCGGAUCAUCAAUCGGCUUGCGUUUUACCGCAGAAUUGUCCUAGAGUAGACUCUUCUCAUCAUACAUGUGCUGAUCCGAGGAAAGAGUAUAGUGUUUGCGGAGCUGGAAGUUGCGCUCGAUCUUGCUCUAAUUUAUUAGGAAGAUGUGAAUCUAGUCAGUGUUCAUCCGGUUGUAUAUGCAGGGAGCCUUACGUACUUCAGGAUCCUGAGGACAACAAUUCCCGUUGCGUUUUACCAUCUGAGUGUGAAAGAAGAUGCGAAGACCCAAUGAAGGAAUUCAUAACGUGUGGUUCAUCGUGUCCGAUGGCUUGUGAUAACAGACAUCCGAAAAGCUGCACUCCCUGCCAAACUGGUUGCUAUUGCAAAAAUGGUCUGGUCUUCAAAAAUUCGUCUGAUUGGCAGAAUUCUUCUUGUGUUAGGAUUGAUGACUGUCCUAAACUCAUCGAAGAGACCAUUGAGGAUUUGGCAGCCACUUCUACCUCUUCUUCAACGGAAUCGUUGACCACUCGCAACUCAGAAACAUCGGUGACAACGACAAUUGAGAAAUUCACAGAAACUACUCAAGAGGUUACAACUUCUUUGACUGGUCUCAUGAUUGAUAAAACACUGGCUAUAGUGCCAUCAUUAUCAGCGAAAAAGGGUUUCUCCGACAACUGUCCGUCUACAACUCUCGAUGUUGGUGGGAGAAGUUGCAAUUCAGAUAGAGAUUGUCCGAAACAACAACACUGCUGUCAAGCUCUUAUCGCUUCCUUAGGAGUGAACCCGCAACGAUGUUCGUGUGGAGAUCCUCUCGCUGUCUGGAGCACUUGUGGCAGCUUGUGUCCCGAAUACUGUGGUCAACCAUCGGUCCCUGUAUGUUCCUCAACUUGUAAUCCUGGUUGUCAAUGUGCUAAUGGAUACAUUCGAGCACGGAAUGAUAUAACAGCGCCAUGUAUUCCGAGAGAAGCUUGCGAAAGUGCCAAAGAUGCGUUUCAAUUGAAUGACACUCCUAGAGCUAUUAUCAAAGAAAUUCCAACCAUUCAAGCGACUCCUGAGGAAACAAGUAAUAGACUAGUCGCAUCUGCUACGUUGGAAGGACAAAUACUAUCAGGUCGUUUAAACUUCAAUAAAUCUAUCAAUGGACAGCUGAGAAUAGAAGGCAAACUUGAUGGUCUGCCACCUGGACAUCAUGCUUUGAUACUGCACAAGUUUGGUGAUUCGACAAGAGAUUGUUCUCGUAUUGGACCUCCACAUCUAAUAACAACGCUGACAGAGUCUAAUCCGGCAAUAAUUGACAUAGAUGCUUUAGGCUCCAACAUAGGGCUAUUAGAGUUUUCAUCAACAGUGAAUUGGCCUUUACAAGAGAUUAUUGGAAGAUCUGUAGCAAUAUACGGAAUGAGUAGAGAUGAAUGGUUGAACAAACCAUUGGAAGAACGACCUCUAGCCUGUGCUACUGUUGGGCUGACCUAUGCAUAA